Molecule: messenger RNA, 1393 nt
Organism: Prosopis cineraria
Lineage: Eukaryota; Viridiplantae; Streptophyta; Magnoliopsida; Fabales; Fabaceae
Product: growth-regulating factor 3
Exons: 4
Coding region: 86-1249 (387 amino acids)
Biological process (GO): developmental process; DNA-templated transcription; regulation of DNA-templated transcription
Cellular component (GO): nucleus
Molecular function (GO): ATP binding
Source: RefSeq, a predicted model, not a curated record
ACCAAAGCCAAGCCUCAUAACCCCCCAACUACUAAACCAAGAGCCUGCCCCCACCGCACUCCUGUCACUCUCUCUCUCUCCCCCCAUGGACUUCCAUCUGAAGCAAUGGAAAAACCAGCACGAGCCUGAAUCGGAAGAACGCCAUUGUACAAAGAUGCCGAGACUCAUGCUCGAAUCCCAUCUACACCCACCAUCCCCCUCUCCCCCUGCUCUUCCUCUCUUCGUACCCGAACUCCACACCAAAGUCGGCUCCCUCUCCGCAUUUUCUGAUUCCUCAUUAUCCUCGGCCAGAUUUCCGAGGAUGGGAAGUUAUUUCAGUGUGGCUCAGUGGCAGGAGCUGGAGUUGCAGGCGCUGAUAUUCAGGUACAUGUUGGCGGGUGCUGCUGUUCCCCCUGAGCUUCUCUUGCCAAUUAAGAAGAGCCUUCUUCGUUCCGCUCCUUACUUCCUCCAGUAUCAGCCUUCUCUGUUGCAAUCGGGAUACUGGGGAGGAGCUACCAUGGAUCCAGAGCCUGGCCGCUGUCGAAGGACUGACGGCAAGAAAUGGCGGUGCUCGAGAGAUGUGGUGGCGGGCCAGAAGUACUGUGAGCGCCACAUGCAUCGCGGUCGAAACCGUUCAAGAAAGCCUGUGGAAGUACCCACACCAGCCACUGCGGGAGGUGUUGGUUCUGCCACUGCCGGUGGCGGCGUUGGUUGUCCCCCUGCUACAACAGCCUCUGUAUCUGCCCCGCACGUGACAACGUCAUCAUUGAGAUCCCCUUUCGACCUCCUUCAGCUGAAACGAUGUUCAUCUGGGACCAUCAAGAAUGAAAAGGAGGGCAUGUUUGAAAACCAGAGCCGAGAUGACGUGGAUUGUGAAGGUAGAUCAGAUGGGCAUAUUCUGCGACAUUUUUUUGAUGAUUGGCCACGAUCACUUCAGGAACGUGACAACGCCGAAAGCAACGCUAGCACCAUCAACUCGGCCACAUGCCUCUCUAUUUCAAUGCCCGGAAAUGCUUCGUCGGACGUGUCACUGAAAUUGUCUACAGGCGAUGAUACAGAGGAUCCGUGUUCCAGAAGUGGAAAUGUGGGCCCACAACAUUUGCAAUUAAACUGGGCAGGAGGAUGGACUUCUUCGGCUAAUCAUGUGGCUCCAAUGGGAGGACCACUCGCUGAGGUUCUCAGAUCAUCUACCACAACGUCUUCACCUACAAGCGUCCUGCACCAGUUGCCUCGUGGUUCUGCUUCUGAAACCAGUUUCAUUAGCACCUAGGCUAAACGGGGUUGUCCUCUGGUUGAUAUUUCUUUGGCAUAGUUGCAUCUUGUUUUGUAUGAUAAUCUCAGGUUUCAUCUCCGUCAAGUCAACUUAUGGAUUUUAGCUAACUUUUAGUUAAAAUAUUAUGUUGCAAGUUUUUUA